Messenger RNA from Prorocentrum cordatum, 603 nucleotides. NCBI's taxonomy places the organism in Eukaryota, Dinophyceae, Prorocentrales, Prorocentraceae. The record is from the annotation of a GenBank genome assembly.
AUGCCGGCGGCCGCCUGCAGCUUCGAGAGGGCAUCCGCGAGGUGCGUCGCACUGCGGCAGGCUUCGCUGGGGGAGCUGGUGGCCGCGAGGGAGGGGCUGCAGUCGCGAGUCGCUGCGAUGUCCAGGCGCGCCUACGUGGUGCGCAUGCUGGCGGACGACCGGAAGCGGCAGGCCCUGGAGCUGUCGCGCUGGACCGCCUUCGGCAUCAUGGGCCAGGUCUCCGAGAAGUACUUCGGCUGCGGCUGCGACUGCAGCGGCAGAGACCGCCGGGAGGUCAUCGAUGCGAACGCAGGCCCGGGCCACGAGCGGGAUGGCUGCUUUCCAGAGCCCUUGAUGACGCACAUGCUGCUGACUCCCCCACCCAGCGCUCGGGGAAGCCCCCCACCGAGCGCUCGGGGAAGCACCGCACACAGCACUCGGGGAAGCUCCCCACCCAGUGCCAGAGGAAGCCCACCCGGAGUCCAGGGAAGCACCCCGCCGAGCGCUUGGAAAAGCGCCCCCCCAGGCGCUCGGGGGAGCCCCCCACCAAGCGCUCGGGGAAGCCCUCCCAGGGCCCAGGGAAGCAAUGCAGCUCAGAAGUUGAGCCUGUACGCUAUGGAUUGA